AUGUCCGAUACAGAUUGGAUUAAUGACCCAAAUUUUAUGGGAGGGCCAACUGGUGAUGACUUUCUUAACUCAAUCUUUGAUCAAACGCAGGGUCAAACAUUGCUGAAUGAGACACAACAACAACAACAACAACAUCAACAACAACAACAACAACAACACCAAGAGCAACCGGCUUCACAGCAGCAGCAACAACAAGAACAACAACAACAACAACGUCAAGCUCCGCCUCCUCAGUUUUGGCAAAAUCAGCAACAACAGGAACAUCAGCAAAUUCCACAGCAGUUCAAUCAGGUGCAAUCACCUGCGCCCGGACUGCAAUUUCAACAAACACAACAGCCACAGAUAUCAGGAUUUGAACAAACUCCAACUACUCAAACACUUGACUCGCAAGACUUUAAUGCUAUGUUUGCGAGACAACAAGUACCGCAACAGUCGAACAAUGCUAAUAAACAAGAGAUGUUGAUGAAAAUGAAACAGCAAAUUUACAGGCAAAGAAUGCAAGCACAAGCUCAGGCUCAAGCCCAAGCAUUGACCCAAGGACAAAUUCAAAACCAAGGUCAGGGCCAAACACAUAACCAACAGUUUACACAAAACUUUCCAUCGCAAGGGUCGCCAAUACCUUCGCAGAUUCCUACUCCACUGACUGUUCAACAAGGUGCUUCUCCACAAGUGUCUAGUGCAACUAGUGGGAUCAACACAAAUUUGGGAAAUAGUUUUUCACCGCAGUUCCAGCAUCAGCUGCCCCAUCAAUCACAACAAGGUCUUCAAGGUAUUCAAUCUACUAGACCGCCUCUGAAUCCACAAGUACAACAUUUUCCACAGCAACAGCAACAACCUCAACAGCAACAACCUCAACAGCAACAACCUCAACAGCAACAACCUCAACAGCAACAACCUCAACAGCAACAGCAACCACCUCAGCAGCAGAUUCAGCAACAACGAAUGCAACAACAGAAGCAGCUCAUGACUGGGCAAUUGAAUAGCGAGCUUUUCCAUACUUUACUUUAUGAUUUUUUGCAGCGUCGUGGGACACCUAUUAAAUCACACCCCACAAUCAAUGGUAAACGAGUAAAUUUGUUUAUGAUUUAUUUGCUAUGCACAAAGAUGGGUGGAUUUAACCAGCUCAAAAAGUUUCUCAAUAUUAACUUUCUGCAACAGCAACAAAAUCCAUGGAGUGUGAUUGCUCCCAGAAUUGGAGUUUAUGAAGGUGCAAAUUUGCAAGAACCAGGUGUCAAGGAAAGUAUCGACCAGGAAGUUUGUAAUUGUUACGCAACCUAUAUUCUUCCUUAUGAAGAGUAUAACGCAACACCAAAUGGUCAGCGUGAUUUGCUGCAAAGAAGACAAAUCUUCCAAGCCCAAGUGUUGCAGAAGUUCCAACAAGCACAGCAAAAUCAGCAAAAUCAGCAAACUUCACAAGUGCAAGAUCGAUCGCAACCACAAUUUCAAACACAAAAGAGCCAGCAAAUACCACCACAGCAACAAUUACGUCAACAAUCUCAACAACCGCCGUCUUCUCAGCUGAUGCCAUCAAAUCUUCAGUCACAAGUCAUUUCACCUUCAGCAGCAAACAACCCAACGCCUAUUGGAACUCACUCUACGCAUCAAAGCCCGAUAGUUAACAGCGCGCCAACACCUCAACAAAGGAAAUUGUCUCGUGCUAGUAACGCCUCUGUUCAGAAUUCGCCUAGAGUAAACUCUCCAUACGUGCAAAACCAGCACAAUCAGCACAAUCAGCAAUUUAGACAACCACCGCCACUGCAACAGCAGCAGCAGUUGCCCCAUGCUCGCGUUCAACAAAUUCAACAGCAGAAACAGCAAUCUCGACGUGCUCUGCCUCAACAACAAUAUAAGGCUCCACCACAACCACAGGUACAACCACAGUCUCAAAAUAUCCCUCAGCAAUCGCAAAACCAGAGAGUGCCGCUGCAGCCACAAGUCAUGCAACAGCAAAAUCUCCCACAGCAAAAUCUCCAACAGCAAAAUCUCCAACAGCAAAAUCUUCAACAACAAAAUCCUCAACAACAAAAUCCUCAACAACAAAAUCCUCAACAACAAAAUCUCCCACAGCAAAAUCCUCAACAACAGAUUCUUCAAAAUCAAACUCCUGUUCCUCCUCCAUUCCAGCAACAACAACAACAACAACAACAACAACAGCAUCCUCGUCAACAUUUACCACAGCAACAAGCAAUCCAACAGGACAUUCCUGCAACUAAUAGUAGACAACCAUCGCAGACCGGUAGUAUGCAACAGAUGAAGCAUAUAAUCAGCAAAGAAGAGGCGAGUGUUCUUCGAAACUAUGUGCCAUUUAAAAGAAUUAUUGAUACACAUGGCUUUCAGUCGAUUAAAGACAUCUCUCACUUGGGUAGUGAGAUUGAAGCAGCUAAACCUAUAUAUUUGUUUGCCCCGGAGUUGGGAAUGAUCAAUUUACAAGCGCUAACAAUGGCUAUAAAGAGUAACCAUGGUAUACAGAGUGGCGAAGUUGUGAAUGCGUUGAAUACGCUACUCGUGACUACUUCAGACACAAACUAUACAUUUCAAAUUCGUGAUUGUUUUGAAUUGCUCGAUGCGUUGAGUGCUUUGGGUAAAGAAAUUUUGCGCAAGAUCAUACACGGAAAUGCAGCACCUCAAGACGUUGUUGUUGAAGAUGUGAGCAAAAUGAGCUCACAGAAUAACAUUGACGAUGUGUUUGCCAAAUAUGUUUCGGGAGGAAGAGGCGAGGAUAUUCUGUAUGUCGUCAACUCAUUGACUGGAGAAGUUGAGUCGGAAGAUGAAAACGCUGUAAAUGAAUUAUUUGAAUUUGAAGAAUCGUCAUCUGCAACAACACCUGCAUCAGUCUCAUCUGCAACUGCAACUGCAACUACAACUACAACAGAUACAAACAAAAAUGAAACAGCAACUAAUGCUACUACUUCUCUUGGAUCCGAGGAAGAUGAGGAUGACAUACGUGAGUUUCAUAUUGAUGAUUAUUCGUGUGCAUUACAAGAGUUCAAAUAUGAGAACAAACACCACUUUAGUGAGUUGCAAGUCAAAAGUGCUACUGAUGACCAGGUGUUGUUGAUUGAUGAGUUGAUCACUAUAACAAUGAUUUUGAGAAACAUCUCGUUUCUGGAUUUCAACAAGGAGCCUAUGGCCAACAAUAGACUUUUCAAGGACUUGCUAUUUGCUAUUGUGAAAGGAAUUGCACUGCAUCGUUCCAAGUUCAGAUUUAGUAGGAAAAGACUUUGCUUGUUGAAGGACUGUCUCUUGAUGUUGGACAAUAUUGCAUUCCAUACACAAUUGCAAUCGUUGGAAGAAGCAUUUUUGUCGUUUGUGUUGGUGGAGUGUUUUGGUCCUGCCAUCGAGGAUAGAUGGGCUAUACCUCGUUGUAACUUGGAUACUCAUUCAUACUUUUCCUUUGGAAUUGAUGCCUUAACUAAGCUCUUGGUGCGGGAGCCUUAUAAUAGGUCGCUUUUCCAAGCAAUGUUUAAUGGAACCUUGAAUAUCGGUAUGACAUCCAGCUACACCAAUAACUUUUUGGUGAGUCAAGAGGAUCAAGACCGGACGAGAAGGUUGAUUUCUUUAUAUCUUGGCAAGAAUGCAGGAGAGUAUAAGUCGGGUAUCUUAUUGACGAGAGCAUUCCAGCUUUACAUGAGUAUUAUUCCAUAUGACGCCAAUAGCUUUGAGUUUUCCAAGUUUGUGUUUAUUCGAGCACCCACGGUAUCGCAGCUAUUAUUUGGGGUCAAGUUGAUCAUCGAUAUGGCGCCAAUAGAGGAUUUGCAUACGCCACUUCAUGAGAUUACAUUGUACUGGAUCUUGGAGAAUAGGGAGUUGAUUCUUGGAAAUUUUGCAAGAAUUGUUGUUGCUUUGGCGUCAGAGACGGGCAAAUUUCCUCGUGGGUCAGCCGAGCAUAGCAUUUUGUCGUCAAGCUUGACAAAGGCUCUACUUGUUGUUAAUUCAUUAAUCGAGAAUGCGCUUUUGGCAAAGAAGAUUGAAGAUGAGACCCAGGAGCAUUCAGAGUUGAUUGAGAAGUUGACUGAUUGUUAUGCCUUUCCCAGAAUCAUCCCGGAUGUGACGUUGACUUUGGAUACAUUUUUGGCACCAACAAUUGAUUAUGGCUUGGGUGAUGAGAUUGUAAGGUUACUCAGAUGCUUAAAAGAUUUGAAAGCAUGCGAAACCAUAUAA
Lodderomyces elongisporus is the source of this 4161-nucleotide messenger RNA. It is a transcript of the gene SWI1, whose product is annotated as Swi1p. Gene Ontology annotation, biological process: regulation of transcription by RNA polymerase II. Gene Ontology annotation, molecular function: transcription cis-regulatory region binding. NCBI's taxonomy places the organism in Eukaryota, Fungi, Ascomycota, Pichiomycetes, Serinales, Debaryomycetaceae. The record is from RefSeq and is a predicted model, not a curated record. The coding region runs from base 1 to 4161 and encodes 1386 amino acids. The transcript has a single exon. Gene Ontology annotation, cellular component: nucleus; SWI/SNF complex.